UCAUCCAAUUAUUUCUUUCAUCUCUGUUACAAAAUGGUGAAGGAAAAACCCAAUUCCACCCGUACGUACGAUGAAGAUGGAUUUCGUCGGCGAGCGGCCUGCCUUUGUGUUAAAGAUGAGCAUGAAACUGAGGUACUUUUAGUAACUAGUAGCAGAGCUCCAGAGAGGUGGAUUGUACCUGGCGGUGGACUGGAGCCUAAUGAAGAACCAAGUGUAGCUGCAAUGAGAGAAGUGGUUGAAGAGGCUGGCGUCAGGGGACACUUAGGCCGAUGUCUUGGCACAUUUGAGAAUCCUGAAAGGAAACAUCGGACUUCGGUGUUUGUUUUAGUUGUCACAGAAGAGCUUGAUGAAUGGGAAGAUUCCAAAAGCAUAGGUAGCAAUUUUUCAGGACGUAAAAGGAAAUGGUUUCCUGUGGAGGAAGCUCUUGGUCUUUUGUCCAUACAUAAGCCUGUACAGUGCUCCUACCUAAAGCUGCUCACAAGGAACGACAAGGUGCCCUGACUUUCCAUCCUCUUCGUACUAAAUAGUAUGCAAGUGAGAAAUGAUGCUAGCAUAACAACCACCAUAAGCAUCAAAGUGAAAAUCUUAAAACCUAUUCUGCUUUAAGUAGCUGUAAAGAAAAAAAAAGUUAUUUGCUUCAAUAUUUUUUAUCUUGAGCAAUUCAAAUAUUGUGUACUUAUAGAACUUCAUGCUAAAAAAUAUAUAUAUGAGUAGUCAAGUAAUGUUGAAAUAUAAAAAUUACAAUUCUAUGAUCUCUUUUUUUUUAUAAAAGUAUUUGAGUUUUUAUGAAUGUAUUAUUUUUGAAAAAUUAUGAAUUUGUUAUGAAUUUACCGCAUUUAUUUGACUGCAAAUAUUAUCUAUAUAUCAUUUACAUAUUAGGGCAGCUAAUGUAGGAAUAAUUGCUAUAAUCUUUACAUAUUUUUCUGACUAUACAUUUUUUUGUAGUACAACCUGCCAUGUUGUCCAAUUUACUGUAAAAAUGUGCAACCUGUAGUUUUUAAAAAUCGCAUUUAAUGUUGUCCUUUCUAUCUAAAUAGGUAAAUGGUAUUUUAAUUUUUCAUAAGUAAGAUUCUUAUUCAAAAUGUGGCUCCUCAAUAAAGAAUCCUUAAAAAAAAUGGAUUUAAAUAAUUUAGUUUUGAAGUUAUGAAAUAAAGUGUUUUAUAAAUUAUAUGCUUAUUUUCUUAUACAAGACAAGAAUCUUGAAGGUUUUGUAGCAUUCAUUUCAAAUAUGUUUUUUUCCUUGAAGUUUAUAGAAGUUAAUUAUAUUUGCUUGCUAGAAAUAAUUUACAAAAAAAGUAAAUUGUACAGAAAAAAUUCAUUUUCAGAUUUUCAGUAACUUUAUUUUAAAAGAUGUUUGUUACAAAAAUUUUGAAAGAAUGUUAAAUUGACAAUUGUUAUUUAAAAAAUUUCAUAUUUAAAUUUGAAAUUUUUGAAAAAUUUCAAAUUUAAAUUUGAAAUUUUUGAAAAAUUUGAUUUUGUUUGUUUAAUAUGAAAAAAUAAUUUACAGAUUUGCAAACAGAUUGAAUUUGUAAACUGUUUGGUUUGCUAUUAUUGUAUAUGCUUGGCUUGUAAAAUAAAGAUGAUACUGUGAAUUAAGAUUUCUUAUUCAAUUUCAAUUAAAAUAAAAUCCAAAGAGUAAAAUGUGUGUUUCACCACAGCCAUUUAGCUGAAAAAAAUUAGAUAAUGAAAUAUUUGGUUCUUUCUCCCACCUUAUCUCAUUGAAAUUUUAAUAUAUUAAUGUGUUCUUCUUUUGGAAAAUAUUUGUCUUAUUUACAUAUGCCAAUUAUAUAGUGUGAGUGUUCAUUGAUCUCAUUCAUAUGUUUUGUUUGAACAAGUGCAUAUUUAUUGCAUUUGAUUGUACUUAUAAGAAUCGAUUUGAAAUAUUAUUUUUAUGAUUAUCUAUCUCAGAAUGUUUUGUUACAUUAAAUCUUAAAUGAAAAUUCAAUCAAAAUUUGUAAUUUUUUGUAAAGUUAUUAUUAUUCCAUUGCCCCCCUUUUUUUAAACCAAUGUUAAUAAUGUUAAUUAGCAAUUUAAAUACUUCUUUUUUCAAUUGGAUUCCCCCCCCCCCCAUGCAUUUUUCUGAUCUAUUCUUGCUUCUCUUAUUUGAUGCUUGUAACUAUUUUAUGUCUAUCGUUUUUUUUAAGUAUUUAAAAAAAAUUAAAGUUUUUUACAAUUUUUUAUGCAAAGUUUUAAAUCUUGCAUAAACAAAUGUGAUCAUUUAGAUAAUUUUUUCUGCAUCUAUAAAUUCAUUUUCCUUUUUGUACUUAACUAUUCUUGUUUUAUUUAAUUUUAAUUGUUGUUCUUGUGCUUAAGAAAACUUAAUGAUUUUAAAAUACAGAUACUUCGGAUUAAAAAGAAAUUAGUUUUCUAAUAUAAAAUUUCUUUAUUUUCCUCUUUUUCUGUCAUUAAUACAAAUUUAUACUUAUAUUUAUUUCUAUAAUUUUCAACAAAAUGAUAGGUUGUUCUGAAAGAUUUAAUUGAAUUUUCUACAGCUUGAUUAUAUUUUACAUAGUAGUCACUUUACUUUUAAAAUGUUAUUAUCAAAAGGAAUAUUUAUUAUCAAAUGUAAAGUUUUGAAGCAGAUUCUAAAAUCCACGUUAUUACUUUAAAUGGUAUGUAAUGGUUAUUUAUCAAGUAUUGUAAUGAAGGAUUUCUAAAACUUUGAUUUGAAAUAUUUUUUUCAUGAUAGUUUAAUUACAAGAACAGUGAGAAAUAAAGCAAUAAUUAAUUAUAAAUGAAAAGAUAUUUAAUAUAGUUGUUUGAUUAAUUUAACUGACAUGUAUUGCGAAAGUGUUCCACUAAUCGCAUAUCAUUAAAGAGUUAUAACUUUGACUUAAGCCCUGUUAUGAUGUAUCAUAGUAGUGCAUUGUUCUUUUUUGCUGUUAAGUACUUAAAGUAUUGCUCAUGAUUUAUGAUAAGGGACUGACUAAAGAGUUUCAUCAAAAUAUCUGGUUUUGAUGAAAGUAUAUUUAGAAAGCUUGGAGUUAUACAUACAAGCAAAAAAAUAAAUAAAUCCGCUCUUGUAAAAAUUAAAUUUUUAUAAAGGGAAGAUUUCAAAUAAAAAUUUGAUUUUUACCAGAAAUCUGACAUUGCCAUUCAAAAGAAUGUUGGAGAAAAAGUUAAAAGUUUUAUAUUAAUGAUCAAGAUGUUUAGUAAAAUUUUAAACGCUUUAAAUAUACAUAUUUUCAAUUGAUGGGGAUGGUGGUUGUUUAUCAAAAGCUGAGCAGUUUAAAGUGUGAUGUUUAUAGGCUGUUGCAACAUCAAACUUCUUUUCAAGCAUAAAAUUGAAUUGUAAUAUUAUGUACAUCGUAUUGUAAUUGUUUUUGUAAAGUUUGACUUGUUGUUUGCAUAGAAAAGCAAAAGUAAUAAAACCAAUGUAAGAAAUGUUAUUGCCAUUGUUUUUACCUAUUUACUUUUAACAAAUCACAUUGUUUUCAAUUGUUGUGAUGGGAUUUUAAAAAAAUUACAAAUUAUUAUUUAGAGUCAAGUAAAAUUAUUAUUAAAGGAUUUAUUUUUAGUCCCUACAUUUUGUUUAGUAUAGUCAUUUGUUACUAAAUGUUUUAUUUUUAUGCAUAGUUUGAUCCUCUUUUUUUUACACAGUAUUAAAUUAUUCUUGUUUUGGUAGACAGAUGCAUGAUUUUAGUAUUUUUGUAUUUUUUAAAUCCAUUAUUUACUUAGAACAAGGUAAUUCCAUGCACUGGUAUUUUUCUCCCUUUGAAUCUCACUUUUUUUUCAUUUGCAUCACCCUAGUCCAUUACUUUAAUGUUCCAAUUUCAAUCCAAGUGGGAAUGUAUAUGUGUCCAAAUUUUUCCAUAAUAAAAAUAGAAUCUGA
Argiope bruennichi is the source of this 3832-nucleotide messenger RNA. It is a transcript of the gene Aps, whose product is annotated as diphosphoinositol polyphosphate phosphohydrolase 1-like. The record is from RefSeq and is a predicted model, not a curated record. The transcript has 4 exons. Gene Ontology annotation, molecular function: bis(5'-adenosyl)-hexaphosphatase activity; endopolyphosphatase activity; bis(5'-adenosyl)-pentaphosphatase activity. Gene Ontology annotation, biological process: diadenosine hexaphosphate catabolic process; adenosine 5'-(hexahydrogen pentaphosphate) catabolic process; diphosphoinositol polyphosphate metabolic process. Gene Ontology annotation, cellular component: cytoplasm; nucleus. The coding region runs from base 34 to 501 and encodes 155 amino acids. Lineage: Eukaryota; Metazoa; Arthropoda; Arachnida; Araneae; Araneidae.